Molecule: messenger RNA, 1644 nt
Organism: Andrographis paniculata
Lineage: Eukaryota; Viridiplantae; Streptophyta; Magnoliopsida; Lamiales; Acanthaceae
Product: actin-2-like
Exons: 5
Coding region: 189-1322 (377 amino acids)
Source: RefSeq, a predicted model, not a curated record
UACUUCUGCUUUCCGUUUUCUCGCCUAUUCACCAAUGGCAGCUCCCCAAUCUCUCUCUCUCUCUCAAUAUAUAUAUACAUAUAUAUAUAUAUAUAAUGCAGACGUGAAACUCCCUGUUUCUGCUUUCUACUGUUAUUAGUUAUUUACAGCUCCCGAGAUAGAUCGAGGCGACGAAUAGGUUGUAAAUCAUGGCUGAUAUGGAUGACAUACUACCCAUCGUCUGCGACAAUGGAACUGGAAUGGUUAAGGCAGGAUUUGCAGGGGAUGAUGCUCCAAGGGCAGUCUUCCCCAGUGUAGUCGGGGUACCAAAAUACACCGGCGUGAUGGUCGGGAUGGGCCAAAAGGACGCCUACAUCGGCGACGAAGCUCAAUCGAAGAGAGGCAUGCUAGUGAUCAAAUAUCCAAUCCAACAUGGGAUUGUCACAAAUUGGGAUGACAUGGAGAAGAUUUGGCACCACACACUCUACAACGAGCUCCGCGUCGCCCCCGAAGAUCACCCCGUGUUGCUAACCGAAGCGCCCCUUAACCCGAAGGCCAACCGCGAGAAGAUGAUGCAGAUCAUGUUCGAAAACUUCAACGUCCCUGCCAUGUACGUAAACAUCCAGGCCGUGCUGUCGCUCUACGCCAGUGGCCGCACGACGGGGAUCGUUUUGGAUUCCGGCGACGGUGUCACCCACACCGUGCCAAUCUACGAGGGCUACGCGCUCCCUCACGCAAUCCGACGGUUGGAUUUAGCCGGCCGCGAUCUGACAGAGCAUCUCUCCACCAUUUUAAGGGAGAGUGGCCACAAUUUCACAACCGCAGCCGAGCGCGAAAUCGUGCGCGAUAUAAAGGAGAAGCUCGGUUACGUUGCAGUCGACUACGAGCAGGAGAUGGAGACUGCGGUGAGCUGCUCUGUUUUGGAGAAGAACUACGAGCUGCCCGACGGUCAGGUCAUUACGGUCGGGUCAGAAAGGUUCCGGUGCGCCGAGGUUCUGUUCCGGCCGGAGCUAAUAGGCAUGGAGUCUGGAGGGAUACAUGAAUGUGCAUACAGUUCCAUAAUGAAGAGUGAUGUUGAUAUCAGGAAGGAUCUGUAUGGCAAUGUUGUGUUGAGCGGCGGAUCGACGAUGUUCCCUGGCAUUGCCGAUCGGAUGGGGAAGGAGAUCGCGGCUCUGGCUCCGAGCAGCAUGAAAAUUAAGGUCGUGGCGCCGCCAGAACGGAAGUACAGCGUUUGGAUCGGGGGAUCGAUUUUGGCCUCUCUUAGUACCUUCCAACAGAUGUGGAUAACCAAAGGAGAAUAUGAAGAAUCCGGGCCUGCCAUUGUGCAUAGGAAAUGUUUCUAACACAAGUCCAAUAACGUGUAAUAGGCAAAAUCUGAAAAUAUCGAAAGUUAAAAGUCAUAAUUUUAUGAUCAUGAGUCUGAUCGCGAGUGUAUCUCUAUAUCUCCGGGCUUCGUUGCAGCUGGAGAGACCACAAAAGCAAAGCAUUCAAGAAAGAGUUUUUAUUUUUUAUUUUUAAAAUAUAUAUGUAUAUCAUUAUAUAUAUAUAUAUAUAUAUAUAUUUUUUUUGUGUGUGUUUGUGUUCUCUAUUUAAUUAUAUGUUUUUGUGUCACUGCCCUUCUUUUUGCAUAAAAACGGCUAUGGAGGCUGAGUGCAUUUAUUUGGA